Molecule: messenger RNA, 3596 nt
Organism: Trachemys scripta elegans
Lineage: Eukaryota; Metazoa; Chordata; Testudines; Emydidae
Gene: HOMER1
Product: homer scaffold protein 1
Exons: 9
Coding region: 320-1387 (355 amino acids)
Biological process (GO): regulation of store-operated calcium entry; G protein-coupled glutamate receptor signaling pathway
Cellular component (GO): cytoplasm; postsynaptic density; dendrite
Molecular function (GO): G protein-coupled glutamate receptor binding
Source: RefSeq, a predicted model, not a curated record
CUCCUUCUCCUUCCAAAGGGGAUUGUGAUUUCUUUGGGUACAACCCCACAUGCCUAUGGACUCCCGUUGUGGUAGGCGCUGACCUGCUAGGGCAGUGCUUAAGCCCUGCUAAUAGGAGCGCGGGGCCACUUGGAUUUCUCUGAAACGCCUGGGAUAUUCAAGCAGGGAAACGUGGUGACCCAGACUCGUGUCAGCAUCAAUAAGGGAACGUCGGACUCGGACCAGAGGGGUAUAGAACCAACUGCGUGGUGGAGAGGCGAGGAAAAUCCUCUGGGAAUCGUCUAUAGAGCAACUUCGGUGCAAGUCUCCGUUGGGCAUCAUGGGGGAACAACCCAUCUUCAGCACCCGAGCUCAUGUCUUCCAGAUUGACCCAAACACUAAGAAGAACUGGGUUCCCACCAGCAAGCAUGCUGUUACUGUGUCCUACUUCUAUGACAGCACAAGAAAUGUCUAUAGGAUAAUCAGCUUGGAUGGCUCAAAGGCAAUAAUUAAUAGCACUAUCACCCCCAACAUGACAUUUACUAAAACAUCCCAGAAGUUUGGCCAGUGGGCAGACAGCAGGGCGAAUACUGUCUAUGGCUUGGGAUUUUCCUCUGAACAUCAUCUUUCAAAAUUUGCAGAAAAAUUUCAGGAAUUCAAAGAAGCUGCACGAUUAGCAAAGGAGAAAUCCCAAGAAAAGAUGGAGCUAACAAGUACACCUUCACAGGAAUCAGCAGGAGGGGACAUUCAAUCUCCUUUAACACCAGAAAGCAUUAAUGGAACAGAUGAUGAAAGAACAACUCCAGAAGUGACACAGAACUCGGAACCAAGGGCUGAACCAACCCAGAAUGCAUUGCCAUUUACACAUAGUUCGACAAUCAGCAAGCACUGGGAGGCAGAACUGGCCACACUUAAGGGUAACAAUGCCAAGCUCACAGCAGCUCUGCUGGAGUCCACUGCCAAUGUAAAACAAUGGAAACAACAGCUUGCUGCAUAUCAGGAGGAAGCAGAACGUCUACAUAAGCGGGUGACUGAGCUGGAGUGUGUGAGCAGUCAAGCAAAUGCAGUCCAUACACAUAAAACAGAAUUAAACCAGACAAUACAGGAAUUAGAAUCCACAUUGAAGAAGAAAGAAGAGGAAAUAGAAAGAUUGAAACAAGAAAUUGAUAAUGCCAGAGAGCUUCAGGCACAGAGGGAUGCUUUGACCCAGAAGCUCCAGGAAGUAGAAAUUCGAAACAAGGACCUGGAAGGACAGCUGUCUGAUCUAGAGCAACGUCUGGAGAAAAGUCAGAAUGAGCAAGAAGCUUUUCGCAAUAACUUGAAGACACUUUUAGAAAUUCUUGAUGGAAAAAUCUUUGAACUAACAGAAUUACGAGAUAACCUGGCCAAGCUAAUAGAAUGCAGCUAAAGAAAUGGGAUUUCAGUGCCAAUCAUCUUAAAGAUGCACUGUCUCUCUUCAUAGGACUAUGUUGGGCUCUGCAUCAAAGUUGCACAAAAUUAGAAAAAUGCUCCUCCAAGAGGGCCUAUUUUAAAUUUGAACAGUAUAUUUCAAUGUAAAAUUUAGAAUUCAUCUUGUAGCUAGUUAAAAAAGAAAACACUUGAAUUACAAAUUACCUCCAUGUAUAUUAUUGGCCAUAAAUAACUUGAAGAAAGAUAUUAACAGUAAUUAAAUGCAAUGAUUUUCUAAUUAUUAGCCAGUGGAAGAAUUAGCAGUGUCCCAGGUCACAUCCCCUUUUUGUGUUAGACACAAUGUAGAUUAUCUGCUUUUUUAUUUAAUUAAGAUAUCUAAUUGAUGUGUUUUGUGCAAAAACUUAGUGAUGACAGCCCUGUCUUUUGUUGUAAUCUUAAUAAUUUCUCAGGAUAUUUUGCACUGUUGAGAAACAGUGCCAUUACCAAUUAAUUCUUGCCAGGAGUGAGAGAGAAUUGCAUCUUUAAUUGAAACAUAGUUAAUAGAACUGCUUGUAUAGAGUUCUUCCUUUUUUUAUACUGGAAGAUACUGUAUUUCUUUAUGAAGUUCACUCUGGUGUUCUAUAAUAUUGUCCAGUGUAUGGUUUACUUUCCAUAUUAAUUCCAUGUAUUUACAAUGAGAUACUGUCUCCCAUUUUAUUACACAUUUUGAAGCCAACCAAUGAAGGCAGGUGAGUUCCUCAGAAAAAAAGUAUUUUUAAAUUUAAAAUUUGACAUACACAGCUAAAUAUAGAUAGCCAGUCAUUUAUUGUCUGGCCAUAUUAAACAUCAAAUAUAAUUAGAAUGUGCAGUUACUUGAAGAUGUUUUAUUAGCCUAUUUUGCAAGAAAUCUUUUCUGAAUGAUCAGUGCAUUUCAGUUUUGUGUGAUAAUGGCUAGUGGAGAACACUGUUUAUUGAUCAUGUUAAGGAGAUGGCGCUAUUACAAGGGGAUUAUCUUUACGUUGAACUUGCCCAGCCAAGAGAAAUGUUUUUAGAAGCUGUGUAGUCAUAGCAAAUUGAAAUGGAGACAUGUUUUCUCUGUAUAGUUCUUCACACCACAUCUUUAUCAAAACCACACCAGGCAAUAUUCUGAACUGUUACAUAGUUGUUUAAAAAGAGGAACUGAAUUCACUUAUCCUCAGUGAAUGGGUUUUAAAGUUGUUUUGAUGUAAUUUUAACAGACUUUUGGCAAACAUGCAUUUCGCUAUAUAAUAUAUUUAUUUUAAGAAAAGUCAUUGAAAGGUAAGCCAAGUGUCAUAUGUUUGCUUAUUGAAUGGGAAGUGCAUCAAAGUAUGUUGUUGCCAUAAAUUGCCUGCAAUGUUGGAGAGGGUUUUUUUUUUUUUAAAUGUCUGAAUGAGUAUCAGACUCAAGAGUCUCAAGAUGCACUGAGUUUUUGUUUGCGCCCAAAAUGAAUUUGAAUGUUAAAUACAAAAUCCAGAUGAUUACUAAAUUUGUAUAACAGACAAUUUUCUCCACUUUUACAGAGUGAUAUUCAAAACUAGAAAACGUAGGUCUGGUUUGUGUGUGUGUGUACCGUAUAUAUAAUACACACAUUCUAAUUUACAUUGGAAAGAGAGAAAAUACCUGGUUUGUUUAUAAAAUAUCAUUUUUUCUUUACAAUGAUUUAUCAGGUUCCCCUGACAAGUCAGGAGAACAGUUCAGAUCAAAUACUAAACCAUCAUGUAUUAUACUAUAUGUACUGUACACACCAUUUACAUUUCCUCCAUAUUUUUAGGGUAUUUUCUCACCUAUUUUAUUUAUUAAGAGGGGGAAAAGCUUAGUUCAGCGUGCGUGUGGUUGAAAGCUUUCUGUGGUGAGUUACAUAUUUUUUAUGUGGUGGAUGUUAAAUGAUGAUGAUAUGGGUAACUUCAUCAGGUGAGCAGAAAUCACCAGAUUUUAAUUUACAUGAAGAUAUUUGGGGCUGAUUCUCUUGUGAUUUACACCAGUGAUUACACACAGAAGAAUCUGCAAUGAUGUCAGUGGAGUUACACUGGUUAAAACUGGUUUAUGUGUCAGGAGAAUCAAGCCCAUUAAAACUGGAUGGGCUUAAUUAGGAGAAAGUAAAAGGAAAAACAAUAGCAAGUUGAUAGGAUAAUAAAUGUGAUAUUAUUUAAAAUUAUAUUAUCUGAACUUUUAAAAAUAUCAUUUAAAUGUGGGAAAAUAGCUUACAA